Micromonas commoda is the source of this 672-nucleotide messenger RNA. RefSeq lists its product with no specific name. The transcript has a single exon. Gene Ontology annotation, molecular function: misfolded protein binding; protein-folding chaperone binding. Bases 1 to 672 code for a protein of 223 amino acids. Lineage: Eukaryota; Viridiplantae; Chlorophyta; Mamiellophyceae; Mamiellales; Mamiellaceae. The record is from RefSeq and is a predicted model, not a curated record. Gene Ontology annotation, cellular component: endoplasmic reticulum.
AUGAAGUCUCGUAGCUUAUACGGCGUGCUCUUUCUCGCGCUGUUCGCCUCCGCGACUGUGCACUAUGCCGAUGCGGCGGCGAAGGAUUACUACAGGGUGCUGGAGGUGGAUAGAUCAGCCUCGGCGAAGGAUCUGAAGGCUGCGUACAGAAAGCUGAGCCUUCAGUGGCAUCCGGACAAGAACUCGGAUCCCGACGCCCAGAGCAAGUUCAUCGAGAUAUCGGAGGCGUACUCGGUGCUGAGCGACCCCGCGAAACGCAGGUCGUACGACACGUUCGCCAGGUCUGGCGGAGGCGGCGACGAGUGGUCCUCCGGGACGUUCACAGCCGAGGACGCGGCGGCCAUGUUCGAGUCGUUCCUGGAAGAACUCGAGGGAUUUAUGCAGGACGCAGACAAGCUGGACGACCUGAUCCACCAAAUCUUGGGCGGGGAGAGGGACCCGAAGAAGCAGGGAUGGAUGGAGUGGGCGGGCAAGUCCCUGCUAAAAAAGGUUGGGAAGCGCGUGGUCCCGUGGGUGAUGGAGCAGGCGGAGGCUGGGAACCUCAAGGUGAAUAUCGACGGAAUCUCGCACGACAACAUCUUCGAGCGGAGGACGAAGAAAAACAGGCCAGAGUUCGUGGACGGGAAAAGGCGGAUGCCAAAACAGUACCGGAGGCCGGAAGCGGAGCUGUAG